UUACAUCUCUCUCUCUCUCUCUCUCUCUCUCUCUCUCUCUCUCUCUCUCUCUCUCUCUCUCUCGCUCUCUGCGAACCCCGUUUGCAUUACACAUAUAUGGACACACACACACACACACAUUCUCUACGGUACAUACACAAAUGUCAAAAGUAGUCUUCAGUCACAGCCUCCAUGUUUCUGAAUUUUCAAGCAUUUAGCUUUUUGCUUUCCACAUGAGCAGCAACACGACUUUCUUCUUGCUUUUUAUUGGUUCGUGUUAAUCUGUAGAUAUCCAGGUGAGAGAGAGAGAGAUGUGCCCUCUUCUUCUGGGGCGCUAACCCUUUUUUUUCAUUCUCUGUUCUUCUUUUCUUCCCCUUGUUGGUGGAGUGAAUAUUAAGAACAAUAACAGAAAAAGGAAUCGACCUUUUCUUUUUAAUUAAUUAUUUUAUAAUUUUUGGAAGAGUAAUAAUGCCAGUCCCUCUUGCGCCAUAUCCAACACCUCCGGCGCCGUACACUCCUCCUCCUCCGGCCACUAACGGAGCAGGAGGAGGAGGAGGGCAGAGCCAGUUGGUGUGUUCAGGGUGCAGGAACCUUCUUAUGUAUCCGGUCGGAGCCACCUCCGUCUGCUGCGCCGUUUGCAAUGCCGUCACCGCCGUCCCUCCUCCCGGUACAGAGAUGGCGCAGUUGGUGUGUGGAGGAUGCCACACCCUUCUGAUGUACAUUAGGGGAGCUACUAGCGUCCAAUGCUCCUGCUGCCACACCGUUAAUCUCGCCCUCGAAGCGAAUCAAGUGGCGCAUGUAAAUUGCGGGAACUGUAGGAUGCUGUUGAUGUAUCAAUACGGAGCAACGUCCGUGAAAUGUGCAGUUUGCAGCUUCGUCACUCCUGUUGGGGCGUCCACGAGCACAUCGGAACAAAAGUUCAGCAGUUGAAUUUAUCUAAUAUAUAAUAUAUUUAUAUCACACAAUCGAAGACGAGCUCUCUUUUUUUUUUUUUUUGGACCAUGUGAGUUUUUUGAAAGGCGAUGUGUGUGUAAUUCGUCGAAAUUGCUUCCCCCAUUCCGCAUUUGUAUAGAGCCCUCUCUCUCUGGCGAGAUUUUUUUUUUACUCUGUUUCUCUCUCCCUUUGGUACUCCUCUUCAUUCGACGUGAACGUGUGUUAAUAAAAGCAAGAUACUGUUUGUGGUUUGCUUUA
Tarenaya hassleriana is the source of this 1170-nucleotide messenger RNA. RefSeq names its product protein LOL1-like. The record is from RefSeq and is a predicted model, not a curated record. The transcript is spliced from 5 exons. Bases 448 to 909 code for a protein of 153 amino acids. Lineage: Eukaryota; Viridiplantae; Streptophyta; Magnoliopsida; Brassicales; Cleomaceae.